GACGCCCUGCACGUGCCAAUCUUGUCACUCUCAGUGGAAGCCUGGGGAUCAAGAUAAUGGCACUUGGCCUUGGACGGACCAUGCUUUUUGCUGUCAGGCUGGGAAAGCGAAGGCUGAACUGCUGAGUCUGACACGCAGCAGGACUUUGGCACUCCCCCGAAUACCGAUUAGACAGGCAUUUUUUUUUUUUUUAAUUGGAAAGUAACGGGUCCGCUUUAGAAGUCCUUAUUUGGUGUGCAUAUCUGGCUAUUUCGCGGACGUUUCCGUUUUGCAAAGAAAAGUUGGAAUCGAUUUCUUCCCCGAGUAAAGCUGGGAGUUGUCAGGGGUCCACAGAAGUUUCAGCACACUCUGGGGGCAAAGGCUCGCUCAAAGAAAAACCCACAGGAGAACGCUGAGAGCUCAUUUCAGGAUGAGGCUGCACGAGCAAAGGAGGAGUAUUCUUAAUACGAACGAAUGCUGUCCAUUGAUCAACAGAUGCAAGAGGACUCUCCUCCCAACCACUGCAGUUCCUGUGAAGAGAACCCGGCUCCCUGGGGGGCCGCUGUCCCUGCUGCUGCUCCUCUCUGGCCUGCAGAGACCCACCCAGAGCUCCGAGGUUGCAAUUAAAAUCGACUUUGACUUGGCACCAGGUUCCUUUGAUGAUCAGUACCAAGGUUGUAGCAAACAGGUCAUGGAGAAACUAAAUCAAGGAGAUUAUUUCACAAAAGACCUAGAAGCCCAUAAGAACUACUUCGGGGUGUGGCAGAAAGCUCACUUAACCUGGAGGAACCAAGAACACGCUUUCCCCACGACCUUGACUACUCCACAUGCCGUGGCUCUCUUGGUUUAUACAUUGAACGGCUAUGUUCGCUCUGACUUAUCUAAAGCCAUGGCCAGUGACGCCAAGACUCCACAGCAGUAUGAACAUUCAUUCCAUUUCAAAUAUUUACACUACUAUCUGACCACAGCAAUCCAGCUGCUGAGGAAGGACAUCACCACGGAGAAUGACACUCUGUGCUAUGAAGUUCACCAUGAGACGAAAGAUGUCCACUUCGAAGCCUACCUAGGUGCCACCAUUCGAUUUGGCCAAUUCCUCUCCACCUCCCUCCUAAAAGAAGAGGCACAGAAGUUUGGGGACCAGACAGUAUUUACCAUAGUUACCUGCCUGGGUGCAUCUGUACAAGACUUCUCCCUCAAGAAGGAAGUCCUGAUCCCUCCCUAUGAGUUGUUUAAAGUUGUAAAUAUGAGUUACCACCCAAGAGGAAAUUGGUUGCAAUUGCGGUCAGCUGGGAACCUGAGCACAUAUAACUGUCAGCUGCUAAAAGCUGCCAACAAGAAGUGCGCCCCUGCUGCCAUAGUUAUUACUUCUCUCUCCUUUUUGACCAGUAUCAUCAUCUCUUUCCUAAGUGGAGUUUAAAGGACUCUUUUUUGUUGUUUUUAAUAUUCAAAUGAAAACUUUUUAUUCACCUUUUGGCAAGAAAUGAGAAUUUAUUUGGCAGGAAGGAUGAUCCCAUCAUACUUUUUGCUGAAACCAGUGCAUGGUUUCCUCGUUGCUAAUUCUGUUUUGCCUUCCCUACGCCUUUUAGCCAUAUUCCAAUCAAGGCACCCUGAAUACCUUUGCAGAAAUCACUCUGCCCAGCUAUCAAUGAAUGCAGAGCUGGCUCAGCCCACUGCCUAUGACUGGGCCUGUAACUCAGGCCUUAGCCAACCAGUAUAUUCCUUCUCUGUGGACAUGGAGAUUCAUGCUGUAAUAGAAAACAACCAGUCAAAGCCUGUGAGAUAUGAUCAGAGUGCUUUUUUAGAAUUGGGAUUGGGAGUAAAAUGAGAGCCUCUUUUUGGGGUGGAUAUUGAUGAAAACAGGGUAUGAGCUUAUAGCUGCUAGCGGCUACCCUGCGACCAGCAAAGGAGAUUUCUCAUCCCUGAGAAAAGUGCUAAUGCAAUAAAGGAAGAGUGGAGAAAUGAAAAGAAACUGAGUCCCAAUGGGAGUGUAUGAGCUUUUAGAUCCAACUUUGCCUGAAGCUGAAUACCCCAAGCCUUUUUCAUUACAUAAAUCAAUAAAUUAUGGUUUUGCUUACAUAAUUUAAAUUGGAUUCUCUAUCUCAAGCAAUUGAAGGAGUUCUGAUUGAAUACAAGGACUCACCCUUAUAUUUUUUAUUUAGUAAUUCUAAAUAGGAACAAAUCAAAGAAGAUCAAGUUACAAAGCAAAGGACAAAUUGUUCGCCAAAUGGAAAAGCUUUGAGCCCCAGAGACCUAAUCAAAGUGUGAAUUUUCUUCCAAGAUUUUUAUCAGCAUUUAAGAUCAAACUAGUUGGUCUCAGAUGGAAAGAAACAUGGGAAUUCGAGAAAUAAAAGGGAAAAUUAAUGAAAAGAUGUUAGUGAAAUCUCAUUUAUUGCCAAUAAUGGGUGUUGCACAUAUGUUCCUAAGAUAUUACAAAAGUUAAAAUUUAAAAUCAUGUGUUAAUUUGGAGAGGACUUGUUGGCAAAUUUGAUUUUAAGUCUUCAAAGCAAAUGUAAGUAUAUGUAUUAGGAAAACAUGUGGAAGUGUGUGAAGAUAAAGGAGAGAAGAUGGGAGAAAAAAACAACUGAUUACCAAGCAAAUAUAUAUCAAAGAUAUAUUGAGUUGCCAUUAUGUAAAAACUAUGAGAUGCAAAAAAGUACAAAGUAUUGCAUCUUACAGUUGUAAAUCUUCUCCAACUCUUCCCUUAGAUAGUAUAUAACUUAAGGGGGGACAUGGAGAAUUAUUUAACCUGAUCUCCAAAGACCCUAGAAUUGGGCUAAAUGGGGUUAGCUCCAUAACUUUGGGUUCUGAAAGUCCAUGCUUCUUAUCUCUUUUGAGAUUUGGGAUAUGCAGAAAAAGUGGAGAUCAGUUCAUCUACUCCCCAUAGGACUUCCUGAAGGGUCUGUGUCAUAAUCUAAAAAAAAAAAAAAAA
This is a messenger RNA of Microcebus murinus (gray mouse lemur), 2908 nucleotides long. RefSeq names its product ADP-ribosyltransferase 4 (inactive) (Dombrock blood group) (gene ART4). The record is from RefSeq and is a predicted model, not a curated record. NCBI's taxonomy places the organism in Eukaryota, Metazoa, Chordata, Mammalia, Primates, Cheirogaleidae. Gene Ontology annotation, molecular function: NAD+-protein-arginine ADP-ribosyltransferase activity; NAD+ poly-ADP-ribosyltransferase activity.